Messenger RNA from Sphaeroforma arctica JP610, 423 nucleotides. RefSeq lists its product as hypothetical. The record is from RefSeq and is a predicted model, not a curated record. The coding region runs from base 1 to 423 and encodes 140 amino acids. The transcript has a single exon. NCBI's taxonomy places the organism in Eukaryota, Ichthyosporea, Ichthyophonida.
AUGGGUUCGCUUCUCUCGGCUGAUCCUAUGGUUAUAUACCCGAAGGAAGUUGUUUUCCUGAGGUAUGGACAGGAGUCUAUGCCGGCGCCUGACUUUGUAGCUCUCGUAUACCACAUGAGUCCCUACAGACCGCAGAAGUUACGUAAGGACUUCUGGGAGAAGUUGGAGGCUGACCUCUUUGAGAAGCUAGCUGUGGCGGCAGUAAAACGUGAGGACGAGGUUGUGUCCUGUAUGGUGCAGGAAGACACAGUGGGUGCUGUGACUCAUCCGAGUUGGAAGGGGGUUAGGUGUGGGCUCCCAGCGGAAGAGGCUGGGGUAGAGACCACACCUAUAUCUGUGGUAGGUGCUUUCUCCUCGCAGUCAUGGCGUGAUAUCAGUGAGGUGCUGGAUCAGUCGGUGAGGAAAAAACAGAAGCCCAACUGA